AUGAGUUCAAUUAAAAAACGUCCAAGAGAUUCUUAUGAUAAAACUGAUCUACAAUCACAUACAACGAGAUUGAAUGAUCGUAUUAUCAAACAUCAAUUACACAAUUAUGGAUCAGCUAUUGAUGUAUACGAUGCAGUUGCACGAACAUUAUUACCUUAUUGGGAAUAUAAUGAACGAUAUAAGAUAAAAAUUUUUCAACAAUUACGACUUGAUACACCUGGUAUUUCUAAUAUGGCACAUCAUGUUCGUGCUCAAUUACAAACAUUACAUAAUGAAGAAAAAAAUUCAGUUAUAACAAUCUGUGGUAUUGAUGUAUCCAAUGGUGCAUCAUCAGUUUAUUUAGAAAGUUGUCCACAUGGACGAACAUUACAAAUAUUAACAAAUUUACUUGGAAUUGAAAUACGUCUUGUUACAUCAUAUAUUUAUGAAGAGAUUAUAUCCGUUAUACCAAAUGAUUUAUUAGAAAUACAAUCAUUGUAUAUUGCAUAUAAUGAUGUUUCAAAACAAUUUUUUAUGCUUGAUAAACCAGCAAAUGUUAAACGUGAUGAUUUAUUAGAACAUCAACAAAAAAUUGAUCAUCUUAUUCAGAAAUAUAAUUUAAUAGCAACUGUUAUAUCAACACCAAAUUCUCGUUGUUUAUCACUUUUUUUAUGUAUUGCUCAUAUAUUAAAAUCUAAUACUGUAGAUUUUCUUGAUACAACAGCAUUAGCUAUGCAAAUUCGUGAUGCUACUUAUCAACAAAUAAAAUCAAAUUUUGAUCAAUAUGAAAAAUAUAUUCUUCCAUCGGCAUCAAAAAAAUCAAAUCAUGUUGACAUACGUCUUGAUAGUCAAUGUCUUAUUGAAUCAAAUUAUUAUCGAUAUCAAUUAGAACGGCCAAUAUUAUUUGCAUUAGCUCAUGUUCUACAGUGUAAUUUAUUAAUGUUUUCAUCAUUAUCUUUAGAACAACAACCAGAAAUAAUUGAUAUUGAUAAUAAUAAUCAUUCGAAUGAUAACGAUAAACUUAUUAUUUUAAUUAAAAAUGAAUCGACACAACGUUUUACAAGUGCUCGAACAACGCAUCCAUUAAAUCAUUUAUUCGUUCGAAAAGAAUCUGACAAUCAUAAUGAUCCAAUUUAUGAAACUAUUGAUCAUUCACCAGUGUCUGAUACAAAAAAUAAAUCAAUAUUAACAAAUACAUUUUUUAGUAAAACAAAAGAUAAAUUUGUUACAGCUGUUAAUAAAUUAGUUGAUAAUUAUGGAAAUAUACCGAAAAAACAAACUUCUACUAAUAAUUCACAACAACGAUCAAAUAAUAGUACAAAUGAACGAACAAUACCAACAUCAUCUAGUGAGCAAAAGCCAUCAAGUACAAAACGACAAGCUCCCAUAGCUGAACAUAUUCUUCGUCAACAAGAAGAUACAACACGUCAUACGAACAAUCAAACACCUGAAGUAACAUAUGAAAAUACAAAAACAUCUUUACCAACACCAGUACCACGUCGAUCAUCAACAUCAUCAUCAACAAUAACUACUCCAACUAAAACUUCUCAACCUUCGUCAUCAAAUAAACGUCAAUUACGUGCUGUUCCUUACAAAGAUAGACAAACAACAUUAACAAAAAUGGGUACAGCAAAAACAACACUUAAUCAAAAAAUAUUUAAUGGUGUUACUAUUGAAGAUGUUGAUGAAAGUACAACUGCUGAUGAAGCCAAUAAUGAUGAUGAUGAUGAUUCAUUUAGUGAUGAAGCGAUGGAUAAUUUACAAACGGUUAUUCUCAAAGAAAGAAAGAAAAAAACAACAUCAGCUACCACAACACCAAUAAAAACAUCAAAUAAGUCGUCACAUGAUAAUCACACAAAAAAAUCAACACCUUAUCAUUAUGAUCAUGAUUCACUUAAACGACAACAACAAAGUCAUACGAAACCUGAUGAGGAUAUUUAUGAGAAUGAUCGACAACGAGAUGAUUUAAAUCGUGAUGAUGAUAUUUAUUUAUCAACAUCAGAUAUUGUUCAACAAGAUCGAAAACAACUUCAAUUAUUUGUUAAUGAUCGAACAAAUAAUAAACAACAAUCUUCAACAUCAUUAUCAUCAUCAAUACGACAACAAGAGCGUAAAACAU
Molecule: messenger RNA, 2098 nt
Organism: Rotaria sordida
Lineage: Eukaryota; Metazoa; Rotifera; Eurotatoria; Philodinida; Philodinidae
Source: the annotation of a GenBank genome assembly